Schizosaccharomyces cryophilus OY26 is the source of this 1221-nucleotide messenger RNA. Its product is annotated as kinetochore protein Mis15. Bases 1 to 1221 code for a protein of 406 amino acids. The record is from RefSeq and is a predicted model, not a curated record. Gene Ontology annotation, biological process: chromosome segregation; CENP-A containing chromatin assembly. Lineage: Eukaryota; Fungi; Ascomycota; Schizosaccharomycetes; Schizosaccharomycetales; Schizosaccharomycetaceae. The transcript is spliced from 2 exons.
AUGAGUUCAACUACUGAGUUGUCAAACAAAACUUUACUGAGGAAUGGGACAAGGAUACAAACACUAUUUAAUAGACUUCCAAAGGACUUUCUAAUUAAAAACUGUUUACAUUGGAUUCAAUCACAGACAUAUCCACCAAAUGCAGCAGUUAACAACUUUGAUGAUGGAUUUCCUAUGGAAGACUGGAAUCCUCUGGAGUUUUAUCUCCAUCCUCCGAAAUCAAUGCUUAAACGUGCCAUCGCGUAUAGAAUGAUUAAUGUGGAUUGGCCAAACGGUUUUUCUUUAGGUCAAGUUGCUCAUCUAGAGCUUUCAGCUAUUGCUGAAGGCAUACUUAGUUUCCGCUGGACUGCAUCCAAAGUUUUCCAUCAUAAAGGGCGUUCUUUGUUUUCAAAUCCAGCAGUUAUUCUUCAAAUGCUUAAAUUGGAAUUACAAUCUCUAUUCAUUUACCAUACAUACAUGCUGCAACACCCAACACUCCCUAUAUGGUUAAUACGUAUCCAGCUACACGAGUCGAAUAAACCCUCGUCUCUCCAUCUACUUCCUUCCUCUCGACGAAUUAUAUAUCUGGGAAUUAUAAAAGAUUCCGAUACUAUAUUGCAUAAUCUCUUUCUGAAGAACGAUGUCUGUCAUAGGCUCGUAGAUCGUCUUCAACCAGCCAGCUUUUUACAGCCAUUAGAACUUACAGCAAAAAGCUUGGAGAGUUUGUAUCAAAUGUUGGGCUCUCACCGAAAAGCUAAUGCUUUGGGAGCUUGGCAAAUUUAUGGAAAUAACGAAGUAGAUCCGUCACCAUUGGACUUGCGUCCUACAGAUUUAAAUAAUAAGUCUCUUCAUACAAGGCAACUUGCAUCAAAUACGCUAAGUGGGUCUGACAGGAAAAUAGCAACUCAAAAUCGAUUCGGUGACAUAUCCAACCAAGCCUUUGAUCGUGUGAUUAUUACGCUCAACCAUGACUAUUUGUAUGAUAAGGAAGAAGAAUUAAGAGAUGCAAGUAUUAGGCGCAAAUCGCUUUCUAGCAUGAAUGUCCAUAGACCCAUUUUGACAUUACAGUUUCGAGGUCAGCAUGUUUUUCAAGGGAUAAAAGAGCUUUGUGAAGAAGGCGCAAUAGAUCCGAUUACGAUUCCUUCCUAUUUAACUGGUGAAACAGGCAAAUCUAUGCUUUAUGUUAACGAUGGAUUAGCUCAAGAUAAACCAACUUUACAAGGCUUUCAGGAAACAUUGUAA